Motacilla alba alba is the source of this 4761-nucleotide messenger RNA. It is a transcript of the gene KCNT1, whose product is annotated as potassium sodium-activated channel subfamily T member 1. The coding region runs from base 765 to 4337 and encodes 1190 amino acids. The transcript is spliced from 32 exons. Gene Ontology annotation, cellular component: membrane. The record is from RefSeq and is a predicted model, not a curated record. Gene Ontology annotation, biological process: potassium ion transport. Gene Ontology annotation, molecular function: intracellular sodium-activated potassium channel activity. NCBI's taxonomy places the organism in Eukaryota, Metazoa, Chordata, Aves, Passeriformes, Motacillidae.
UUCUGCUGAGCGCUCGAGGGACCUCAGCUGGGCUGACCCCACUGAAGUGAGUGGGAAACUCAAUUAUCCCUUCACUUAGCGAAUCUAGAGCUGGCUUAAAAGCUGUUAAAGAGAAAUCCUGUCUGCUCUGUUUCCUGAGAGUGGAGAUGUGUGUGGAAAUGUCUGUGAGCUUCCUCCUGGCCCUCUUCAUAAGGGGACAACGAUCCUGGAGGUCCCUCCCAGGUGGAAAGCAAAGAGUUAACUGUAAAAGCACUUGAGAGUUUAUUUGGAGAGUAAACACACAUUUCUGGCACCCAGAGGGUACAAAGAGCCUAAAUUUCGCUGUCCUACCUCGUGGGAAAUGUGGGUAAAUGUUUGCACAAGGAUCCAGCGUGUCACUUCGGGGAACUCAGGAUUUCCUCGGGCCCUGGCUCCUCUUCCCCGCUGCCCAUGUAAGGGCACCGCGGGCACGGGUGAUGGAUGGGCAGCCAGAUGGAAGGACUCACACAAAAAUAUCCUGCCCGAGUCAGGGGGCCAGCGAGAGAGGCAGGGAUGGGCGGGAGGAGGCUCGGAUUUUCCAUCCCCUGCCUCCUGCUCCCAUGGCUCGCCUGAGGAGGAGGAGGAGGAGAGGCUGGAGGAAGGCGGCGCGCCCGGGGCUGCCUGGAGCCGCUCGUAGGGAGCCCAUGGCUCUCCCCUAGACGCUCUCGUCGCCCGGCGGCUGCGGCGGCGGGGACGGCGGCGGGAGCCGCAAGAGUGGGGUCAUUCUGGACAUCGCCUCGCUGAAGAUGACGGAGCUGGAGUCCGAGGUGCUGCCGCUGCCGCCCCGCUACCGGUUCCGCGAUCUGCUGCUGGGGGACCAGUCCUUCCAGAGCGACGACAGGGUGCAGGUCGAGUUCUACGUGAAUGAAAACACCUUCAAGGAGCGGCUGAAGCUGUUCUUCAUCAAAAACCAGCGAUCGAGCCUGAGGAUCCGGCUCUUCAACUUCUCCCUGAAGCUGCUGACGUGCCUGCUGUACAUCGUGCGUGUCCUGCUGGACAACCCCGAGGAGGGCAUCGGCUGCUGGGAAUGUGAGAAGCAGAAUUACACAGCCUUCAACCAGUCCACCAACAUCAACUGGUCCCACAUCUUUUGGGUGGACAGGAAAACCCCUCUGUGGGCCGUGCAGGUCAGCAUCGCCCUCAUCAGCUUCCUGGAGACCAUGCUGCUCACCUACCUCAGCUACAAGGGGAACAUCUGGGAGCAGAUUUUUCGCAUUUCCUUCGUCCUGGAGAUGAUCAACACGGUGCCGUUCAUCAUCACGAUAUUCUGGCCUCCUUUAAGGAAUUUGUUCAUUCCUGUGUUUCUGAACUGCUGGCUGGCCAAGUAUGCCCUGGAGAACAUGAUUAACGAUCUGCACCGAGCCAUCCAAAGGACACAGUCAGCAAUGUUCAACCAGGUGCUCAUCCUGAUCUGCACCCUCCUGUGUCUCGUGUUCACGGGGACCUGCGGCAUCCAGCACUUAGAAAGAGCAGGUGAGAAGCUCUCCCUCUUCAAGUCCUUCUAUUUCUGCAUCGUCACCUUUUCCACCGUGGGCUACGGAGAUGUGACACCAAAGAUUUGGCCUUCCCAGCUCCUCGUGGUGAUCAUGAUCUGCGUGGCCCUGGUGGUGCUGCCGCUCCAGUUCGAGGAGCUCGUCUACCUGUGGAUGGAGAGGCAGAAGUCGGGGGGGAACUACAGCCGGCACCGCGCGCAGACGGAGAAGCACGUGGUGCUGUGCGUCAGCUCGCUCAAGAUCGACCUCCUCAUGGACUUCCUCAACGAGUUCUACGCCCACCCACGCCUGCAGGAUUACUACGUGGUGAUCCUGUGCCCCACAGAGAUGGACAUCCAGGUGCGGCGCGUGCUGCAGAUCCCCCUGUGGUCCCAGAGGGUCAUCUACCUCCAGGGCUCCGCGCUCAAGGACCAGGACCUGAUGAGAGCCAAGAUGGACAAUGGAGAAGCUUGCUUCAUUCUCAGCAGCCGAAACGAGGUGGACAGGACAGCGGCGGACCACCAGACCAUCCUGAGGGCCUGGGCUGUCAAAGACUUUGCUCCAAACUGCCCCCUCUACGUUCAGAUCUUAAAGCCAGAGAAUAAAUUCCAUGUCAAGUUUGCAGAUCACGUUGUGUGUGAGGAGGAGUGCAAAUACGCCAUGCUGGCCCUGAACUGCGUCUGCCCUGCCACCUCCACCCUCAUCACGCUGCUGGUGCACACCUCCCGCGGCCAGGAGGGCCAGGAGUCUCCGGAGCAGUGGCAGCGGAUGUACGGGCGCUGCUCGGGCAAUGAGGUCUAUCACAUCCGCAUGGGGGACAGCAAGUUCUUCAUGGAGUACGAGGGGAAGAGCUUCACCUACGCCGCCUUCCACGCGCACAAGAAGUACGGCGUCUGCCUGAUCGGCAUCCGGAGGGAGGAGAACAAGAGCAUCCUGCUGAACCCCGGGCCACGGCACAUCAUGGCGGCCUCGGACACCUGCUUCUACAUCAACAUCACCAAGGAGGAGAACUCUGCCUUCAUCUUCAAGCAGGAGGAGAAGCAGAAGAAGAAGGGCUUUGCGGGCCGGGGCAGCUACGACGGCCCCUCGCGGCUGCCCGUGCACAGCAUCAUCGCCAGCAUGGGUACAGUGGCCAUGGACCUGCAGAACACCGAGUGCCGCCCUGCCAACAGCAGCAAGCUGGCCCUGCCCGCCGAGAACGGCUCGGGCACGCGCCGGCCCAGCAUCGCCCCCGUCCUGGAGCUGGCUGACACCUCGUCCCUGCUGCCCUGUGACCUCCUCAGCGACCAGUCCGAGGACGAGAUGACGCAGUCGGACGAGGAGGGGUCGGCGGUGGUGGAGUACGUGAAGGGCUACCCCCCAAACUCGCCCUACAUCGGGAGCUCCCCGACCCUGUGCCACCUCCUGCCUGAGAAAGCCCCGUUCUGCUGCCUGAGGCUGGACAAGGGCUGCAAGCACAACAGCUUUGAGGACGCCAAAGCCUACGGGUUCAAGAACAAACUGAUCAUCGUCUCUGCAGAGACAGCCGGCAACGGCCUCUACAACUUCAUCGUCCCGCUGCGGGCGUACUACCGCUCCCGCAAGGAGCUCAACCCCAUCGUGCUGCUGCUGGACAACAAGCCUGAGCACCACUUUCUGGAGGCCAUCUGCUGCUUCCCCAUGGUUUACUACAUGGAGGGCACCAUUGACAACCUGGACAGUUUGCUGCAGUGUGGCAUCAUCUACGCCGACAACCUGGUGGUGGUGGACAAGGAGAGCACCAUGAGCGCCGAGGAGGACUACAUGGCAGAUGCCAAGACCAUUGUCAACGUCCAGACCAUGUUCAGGCUCUUCCCCAGCCUCAGCAUUAUCACGGAGCUGACCCACCCCUCCAACAUGAGGUUCAUGCAGUUCAGAGCAAAGGACAGCUACUCCCUGGCCCUUUCCAAGCUAGAAAAGAGAGAGCGAGAGAACGGCUCCAACCUGGCCUUCAUGUUCCGGCUGCCCUUCGCGGCCGGGAGGGUCUUCAGCAUCAGCAUGCUGGACACGCUGCUCUACCAGUCGUUCGUGAAGGAUUACAUGAUCACCAUCACUCGGCUGCUGCUGGGCCUGGACACCACGCCGGGCUCCGGGUACCUCUGUGCGAUGAAGAUCACUGAGGAUGACCUGUGGAUCCGGACAUACGGCCGCCUGUUCCAGAAGCUCUGCUCCUCCAGCGCCGAGAUCCCCAUCGGCAUCUACAGGACGGAGUCGCACAUGUUUGCCACCUCCGAGCCCCACGACAUCCGAGCGCAGUCACAGAUCUCAAUCAAUGUUGAGGACUGCGAGGACACCAAGGACGUCAAGGAGCACUGGGGCAUCAAGACGAGCCACCACCGGAACUCGUGCUCCAGCGACCAGUCGGAGCACCCGCUGCUGCGGCGCAAGAGCAUGCAGUGGGCACGGCGCCUCAGCAGGAAGGGCAACAAGCACUCCAGCAAGACGGCCGAGUGGAUCAGCCAGCAGCGCCUCAGCCUGUACCGGCGCUCCGAGCGCCAGGAGCUGUCCGAGCUCGUCAAAAACCGUAUGAAGCACCUGGGCUUGCCCACCACCGGGUACGAGGAUGUAGCAAAUUUAACAGCCAGUGAUGUGAUGAAUCGGGUAAACCUGGGAUAUUUGCAAGAUGAGAUGAACGACCACCAGAACACCUUGUCCUACGUCCUGAUCAACCCUCCCCCGGACACGCGGCUGGAGCUCAACGACAUCGUGUACCUGAUCCGCUCCGACCCUCUGGCACACGUGGCCAACGACGGCCACAGCCGCAAGAGCAGCUGCAGCAACAAGCUGGGCUCCGGCAACCCCGAGACGCGCGACGAGACCCAGCUGUGAGCAGCCGCCCCUCUCGAGGGCUCCGGGCGGCCGGGGAAGGAGAGCACGGCCCGGCCCAGCCCGGGGAAGGCGGCUGCUGCCCGCGGUGCCCCGGAGAAGGCGAUGCCCAGCCUGGCUGUGCCCGCGGGAGGGAUGCCCGGAGCCCCGGGAGGGGCGGCACAGCCGGACGCGCCCGCAGCCGGUGGCCGUGAGCCCCGGGGAUUUUAACUUUUUAUACCGAUACCGCAACUAGUGAGAAAGUGUUCGCUGGUGCUGCUGGGACGUGGCUGAGCCCCGACGCCGAUGGCCCCGGGGGAGCAGGGCUGGGUUGGCACCGGCCCGGAGGGUGCAGGCUGGUACAGACCAGGGUAAAACUGCUCCGAACCCAGGGUAAAACUGCUCCGAACCCAGAGAAAAACUGCACCGAACCCAGGGUAAAACGGCU